AUGGCUUCGCUCGACAUGGACGCUUCGGCUGCCGCCGCUAGUCUCGACAGCCUGCACAGCGCACUUUCCAAGAUUCGCCACCACACCAACUCGAAGCUUGAGAAUCAAAAGGGCCCAGCACAGCUCCUCGUUGCUAUUGAGGCUACGUUGAAAGAGCAAGACUCGUCCAAUGGAUCCACAUCAGCAUCGGAUGCUUCCGCUUCUCAGCAUGCUUUCACUCAGCGCGCACCCGCCGAAUACUUUCUUGCUCUCGAGUCGAUGCUCGAGCUUGCAAGAUCGCCAUCAUCGCCACCUUCGCUGCUCAACAACGUCUUUUACCUUCUCUCCAUAGUAGCACCACACGUAUCUGCUGGCAUCCUUCGUGCAAAGCUCGCAUCCUUGGUACCCGCAGUCGGCAAGCUCCUUGGCACUCCUCACCCGACUACCUUCAACGUCAAUGACACCUCGGCUGCAGAGAACUAUGCUUCGGCGCUCAAGUCGGCGCUUGCCAUCCUUCAGGUCAUCUACACCGCUUUCGAAGCUGACCUUGCUGCUCUCGAGAAGGACGCCCCCCUGCGCUCCUGCUGGUCUGCUACGCUCAACCUCUGCGCCGACUCUCGUCCCAAGCUUCGAAGACGGGCACAGCUCCUCAUCACCACCAUCCUUCCCACCACAGCUGCCCCCUCGGUUAAGCCAUAUCAUCCUUUCCUCAAACUCACCUUUGACUGGAUCAUUUCCACCUUGACCCACGUUGCCGAUGCAGGCUCCGUCUCAACCUCGGCAUCGAAUCCAAAGAACGGAAAGGGCAAGAACAAGAAGCAGAACCAGAAGGAGGACCCCUUGCAUCCAAAGUACGACAAGAAGUCCGGCACCGCCAAGCAGGCUCAAGCUGCAGCUGCCCUUCGACAGAACCUGGGCGACACCGCUUCCGUCGGUAUCUGGACCUGCGGCUUCGCCAAGCAGCUCAUCAACAUCCUUCCCAUCGCUCAGGUCGACGACCUCGUCGCUGCUCUACUCCUACUGCCUGGUAUUCAGAAUCCUUUCCUCACGGUUGCCGCCUUCGAUGUCUUUGAAGCGUUCCUCAAGACUUGUCGUCCCAGCAUCUCUUCUGGCGCCGCUCAGGCCGACGCCCUUUUCAUCCAGUCGCACCUCACUUCCGCCCCCAGCAGCAUCGGUGAGAAGACCCUCGCCAGCUUGCUCGAUUCGCUGCGCGAGCCGGCGUUUGUUCCUUCCAGCUCCGACGUCCAGCUCCUUCCCGCUUACUUGCGAGCGCUUGAGCAAGCCAUGUCGGCCUACUCUCGCUUCAACAACGGUGAGCCUGCUUGGCGUCUCGCUCCUCAGGUCUGGAACCAGGUCUUUGCCCUUUCCAUGUCGGCCAAGUCUGAUGCCUCGCGCACUGCUCCAGCAGUUCGUGCCGCCGGAGGUGACACCCUUAUCGCGCUUCUGCGCUACUGUGUGCCCGAUGCAGCCGUCAUCGACUCGAUCAAAUCGUCUUUCUCCAAGAAGAAGGCUGGCAGCAACCCUCUCCUCGACAUGAUCCAGUCCAUCGAGGAUGCCAUCGGCAAGGACUCGCUCCAAUACAUGCACUCGCGCGCUGAGAUCCUCUCUGUGCUCGCCUCGCUCAUCACUCGAUUGCGCUACCACUACGUGCCCAACACCCAACCUCCUCACCCCGCCGCUGCAUCGCUCACCAUGCACAUCGUUCAGAGUAUCGCUGAGCUUCGUCAGGAGCCCACCUUCGAGCACCGCGAGUACGCCGAUACCGUCAUUGCUGCUGCUGUCGAGGUGUGUGGUCCACGUCUCCUUCUCGAGUCCAUCCCGCUCAACCUCUUUGGUGAGGCUGAGGGUCCUGGUCGUGCUUGGCUCCUGCCCCUCAUCCGCACCAAGAUCACCAACACCGAGCUCAGCCACUUCACCGGCGAUCUCGUCUCGCUGUCCGAAAAGAUCUUCAACAAGCGUCAGGAGGCCGAGAGCGAUGGUCGUCCCGUCGAGGCCAAGAUGUACGAGGCGCUCACAGAGCAGAUCUGGGCUCUCUUCCCAGCCUACUGCGCCAUGCCUCGUGAUCUUGUUACCGCAUUCACCCGUCAAUUCGCCGAGCUCUUGACGAAUGUGCUUUACACUCAGCCCAACUUGCGUCCUUCGAUCUGCCGAGGUCUUCAGGCUCUUGUCUACCGCAACGAAGCUCUCGUCUCGUCCGGUGCUCCCGCAGACUCGCUCAAGCACGCAUUCGGUCUCGAUCAAACUGAUGGCAAGGCCAACAUCGCUCACCUCUCGGCUAUCGCUCCCAACCUCCUCGCCGUCCUCUUCAACGUCUUCUCACAGUCGCCCGGAGAAGGUCGAGGUUUCGUUUACGACACCAUCGCUGCUUACCUCCGUGUCAUGUCGCCUCAGGAUGUGCAGAACACCUACGUCAAGGUCAAGACCACGCUCGAGCAGUCGUUACCCACGCUCCCUACCAAGCAGAAGAAGAACUUCAAGGAGGCACCCAACGCUCCUCCUCCCGUUUCUUACACUAUGCUCGACUUGCUCUCCGCUUUGAUCCCUCACCUCGACAAGGCUGCGCAGGGCUCUGCUGCCGAUCUCUUUUCGCUCAUCUGCCAGGACAAUGUUCUGCGCUCGCAUGACUCGACCGUGCAGAAGAAGAGCUACCGUAUCCUCAGCCGUCUGCUCGAGGGCGACUCCGGCAAGCAGAUCCUGCAAGUCAGCAGUAACGGCGCUAAGGCCAGCAACCGCGUCAGUGAGUUGCUCGAGAAGCUUCGGGAGUCGACCGCCAGUGUUGCUCUUGGUGCCAAGCGUGACCGUGUCCUCUUGCUCGCUACGCUGGUUCCCAACAUUCCGUCGGACGAGCUUCACCACUUGCCCACCAUCAUUCCUGAAGCAGUGCUGGCAACCAAGGAAGUCAACGCCAUCACUCGUCAGAACGCCUACGAGUUGCUUGUUCAGAUGGGCUACAAGAUGGAGCAGGGUGGUGUCAUUAACCGUUCGCUCCUCGAGGGACAUGGCGCUGGUGCCGCUGCUGAGGGCGAGGACGAGGAAGACAGCAAGAUGGCCGAGGGCGGCGUCGUUUCUGCCUCGAUUAGCGAGUACCUCACCAUGGUAGCUGCCGGCCUUGCCGGUACCACACCUCACAUGAUCAGCGCCACCAUCACCGCUCUCUCCCGACUUGUAUACGAGUUCAAGGAGAACCUCGAGCAGAGCGUGCUCGACGACUUGCUCAGCACCAUCGAAGUCUACCUUCAGUCGGCCAACCGUGAGAUCGUCAAGUCAGCGAUCGGCUUUGUCAAGGUGGCCAUUGUCGACUUUAAUACUACUCUGAUUGACUCGCACUUGCCCAAGCUGAUUCCAGCACUGCUUGGAUGGUCGACAGAACACAAGCAGCACUUCAAGGUCAAGGUCCGUCACAUCGUUGAGCGCUUGCUCCGUCGAUUCGGCUUUGAGCGCAUCUACCAGUUGACGGAUGAGGACAAUCGGAAGCUGAUCAACAAUAUCCGCAAACGCAAGGAGCGAGCUAAGCGCAAGAAGGCCGGCGCCGCCGCUGACAGAGAGGCAGGUGCUCUUGGUGAGGAGGAUGACGACGAGCCUGGUCUCGCUCCACGCAUCCUCAAGACCAAGGGUGGCAACGAUGCCUUCGAGGAGGUGGUGUACGGAUCCGAGUCGGACAUUUCGGACUCGGACGAGGAUGGCGAUGACGACGCCGAGGCUGGUGACGGUCGCAAAGGUGGUACUGCCGCAGCUUUGGCUCGCAACCGCAACCGCAACCGCAACCGCAAGGACGGUGGUCGUGAUGGUGACGAGAAGGAGGGUCGUCGUGAUCGUCGUCGUGCCAAGCAGCAAGAUGAGGCUUACAUCGAGAUGGAUGACGAAGACGAUGUGCCCAUGGACUUGCUUGACCGCAGCGCCACUGCUCGUAUCUCUCUCUCCAACCCCAACGCCAAGAAUGCCGCCAACGGCCGCAACAAGAAGCGCCAUCCCGGUCAAGAAGCUAGCAAGUUUGCCCUUGACGAAGCCACCGGUCGUAUGCUCAUCGACGACGAGGAGGAUCGCUCCGCCAAACAGUCGAACGCUGCUGCCAAGCGUGUCUCGUUCGCGGAUGGGGCCAACGCGGAGUCUGAAGACGUGGAGGGUGCAGGCACAGCCUACCUCAACCAAGCCCGUGGUAUGGACGGUAUGGCUCAGGUUCGUGGUGGAGCUGUCAAGUUCAACAAGAACAACAAGCGAACUCGUGAAGCUGAACGCGAGAUGGAGCUGGAGCAGAUUGCAGUCGAGGAGGCACAGGACCGAGCACGACAGGUGCAGGGCGGCAGACGAGCCCAAGGGGCGGACAAGAAGAGAAGAGUUAAGGAAACAAUUGGUAAAGAGUUUCGUGCUAAGCGGGGUGGCGGUGAUGUGAUCCGCAACGGUAAGAGUCCGUAUGCUUAUGUGCCGCUCAGCCAAGUUGCGGGUAAGAAGGCGGACAAGAAGGAUAACAUCUCUUACACUGGCAAGGGCGAUAAGAGCCGAAAGCGUCGUUGA
This is a messenger RNA of Ustilago hordei, 4491 nucleotides long. RefSeq lists its product as uncharacterized. The record is from RefSeq and is a predicted model, not a curated record. NCBI's taxonomy places the organism in Eukaryota, Fungi, Basidiomycota, Ustilaginomycetes, Ustilaginales, Ustilaginaceae. The transcript has a single exon. Bases 1 to 4491 code for a protein of 1496 amino acids.